CCCAGAAAAUAAAAAUUUGUUCAUCUCCAUCCAUCUCUUUCUCAUUCUCUUUCUCUCUCCACCACUUUUUUCUCUCUCUUUACGGAUAUACAUGCCUUGACAUCUCAUGUAAUCCGUCGAGAUUCGCUUUCUUUCUCUGCCUGUAAUUCCUUGAAUUCUCCGCCAAGUUGUGUGGGGGAUGGAAAUUUGAUGGUUCGACACAGAGAAAGGGGGUGCCAAGUUUAAACCUAAUUGGGAAGGGGAAAUUGAGGAAUAGUUGCGCGCCGGGAAUCAUGGGAGAAGGAUCAUGUGAGAUGCAGCAUGAAGAUGAUAAAUCUCUUUCAGAGAAGAACAAGAAAAGGAUCGUGAAGACACAGGCUCAGGUUCAAGCAUUAGAAAACUUUUACAAUGAGCAUAAAUAUCCUUCAGAGUCGAUGAAAAUACAACUUGCGGAGUCCAUAGGUUUGACAGAGAAACAAGUUUCUGGAUGGUUUUGCCAUAGGAGGUUAAAGGAUAAGAAAUCAAUCAAUGGAGAAAACCAUGCUACUUUAAAACAAGAUCGGUCAAGCGGAGUUAUUCAAGACCGUGGCAGCGGGCAUAGGCAAGACUCAUGUGGUAGCACAAAACAGGGGGAUGGUAAGAAUCUUGAUACCAGGGAAGUAGAAAGUGGAAGAUUGAAUUCAAAAGAAUUCUCUGCUGCAGACCUUACGUAUGAGCACGAGAGUCACCAUGCCGGAAACUACAAUCGUACAAACGAUGAUUCUUCAGGAAGUAGUAGUUCAUUGCGGAAUGUCCCUCCUAAUUACCAAAACGUGGAUCCCUCUGAUGCUGCUACUUCUAGGUACCUAAUACCAAAAUUUCCAUCUGAUAUGAAGGGUGUAAAAACCAGGCCUGGCCCAUCUGGUUACUUAAAAGUGAAGGGACGACUGGAGAAUCCUGCAAUAACUGCGGUCAAGAGGCAGCUGGGAAAUAAUUAUCGAGAGGAUGGUCCUCCUCUUGGUGUUGAAUUUGAUCCACUUCCUCCUGGUGCAUUUGAAUCCUCAAUGCAGGAGCCGCUUGAUGGAAAUUACCACACUGGAGAAGAUGUCUGUGGCGUACCAGAUCUCAUGAAUGUUGGCCAGAAUUCCAAGUUUUGCAAGGGAUCUGACAUUGAUGGAAUGAAUGUCAAAACUAGGAGUGGCUCUGAUAUUCCGGAGAGCCACAUUUACCAAAAAUCCAGAAUAAAGACAUCUUUCUCCAACAGUGGUUCCUAUUAUCCGAGGAGUAACUCUUCAGUGGAAUUUACAGAAGGAACCGUCGGAGAUAGACCAGGCAUUGGGAGUAGAGAUGAGUAUGGUUCGAGGCGAAGACCUGGUUUUGAAGUUACAACAAUGGAUAUAGUUCCAAGAUAUCCAAAUAUGCAAGCUUUUGAUGGCAAAGUGAGAGAGAAACGAGCAGAGUCUUGGUCUCAAAAAUAUAAUCAUGUGAGUGCAAGGGUUGCCUUUGGAGAAAAUACUGAAAAUGAGAAUUCUGACUUGACUGCAAGAAGAAAUGGUUACCACGACUCUGUUGACAAAGGGCUCCGCCGAGAAGUUAUUAAGGAUGAUAGAAUAUAUGCCAAACGGAGGAUGAUGAAUGAACAUCAAAUGAUGGUCCCUAUCAAGAAUGAUCUUAUUGGUAUAAAAAGAUUAAGGGAAGAAUUUCCACAUCAACAACCCCCAAAAGCAAUAUUGAUGGUGGAUACAACACCGCAGAACUAUCAAGUCAUAAGGUCUGCAACAGAAAUGCCAUCAAGUUUUAGCGAAGACGACGAAAGUGGUGGAACCAGUUCUUCAGUGGAUUGAAAAAGGCAAACUAUGAAUGCUUUUCGCUGCUCGCGGAGAGCUGGAGAUAUGUACAGUUAAAAAUAAUUUGAUGGCAUUGUAACAUAUUAUGUAGCUCUUGAGUAGGAACCUUCAUUAUGUAGAGGAUGAUGAUUUUAUUUUAUCAUUGGCCCCAAUGUGAAUCAAUUAUUGCUCCUCAA
Messenger RNA from Salvia hispanica, 1981 nucleotides. RefSeq lists its product as uncharacterized. Gene Ontology annotation, molecular function: DNA binding. The record is from RefSeq and is a predicted model, not a curated record. NCBI's taxonomy places the organism in Eukaryota, Viridiplantae, Streptophyta, Magnoliopsida, Lamiales, Lamiaceae.